CUCGCUUCCUCAGACACGAGGCGAGCACGCAGCUGCGAGACUCUUCUUUCAAAAAAAAAAAAAUUCGUUAUUCCAGUUGUUAAAGUUGUAUCGCAGGCUAUGCCCCGCGGCCCUUGUGACCCCAGUGAACGAUUAAAAAGUGCCAAAGUGAUUCAUAAAGUGCAGUGGAGUUGUGCAAAGCAUUUGAAAAAAUCAGGGGUAGUUUUUCUACAAGUGAAAGUGUGACGUCACGUGAGCGAUAAUUUCGUGUUAACCGAGUGUAAACAACAGUUCCUAACCUAGUGCAAAAUCAUCUCCAGGAGCAGUCAGGGGGUGACUAAAGUCCGGGAAUUGGUGAAACGAGUGGAGAACAUUUCGGUGGAUCAUUGAACUCGUGGUUUUAUCCAGAGCACUCGCACCAAAAUGGUACCUUAUCUCCAUUAUCUUCGGAGAUAUUCAAGUUCAAACAUUGUGACGAGCCAGAGAUAAUCUUGAAUACUUUUCGGGAUAAAUAGAUCGGUGGGAGGGUUGAGGUAUCGUCAAGAAUUAUUGAGGAAAAAACAUUGCAUUGAGAAUAAACGAACAUGUAUUCGAGGCUGGAAGAGCAUUUCAAGGAAUCGUGAUGAUAAUUUCACGCUGGAGGAUCGAGAUAACUGAGUGGUUAAGGAGAUAAUCCAUCAAGAAUUUUUCUCGAGAUAAUUUUUUUGGAGAAAAAAAAUUACAGAAUUUUACUCCAGAUAUUUUUCAGAUAACUGAUAUCUUGAACAUUUGGAAAUUUUUUGAUAAUAAAAUUGGGGUGAUAUCAUUGCGAGAAAUUCUCAUCCAAUUUCGUUGCUGGAGGAUCGAGAUAACUGAGGAGAUGACGAGAUAAUUUCCUUCAAAAUAUCUUUUUUGAGAUAAUCACUAAUCUGCCAGAUAAUCAUUUCCAAGGAAGUUUUGUUUUUUUUCGGCAUAAUAAUUCUUACCAUAGACAAUCUCAUCUAUCCCCAUGGCUGGAGGAUCUAGAUAACAAAAAAUAAAACGAGAUAAAUUUCGAAAUAAUCAUCAAGAUAUAUUUUCAACAAAAAUUGACAAUUUUCUCCAGAUAUUUUGUCCUGAGAUAAUCAUCUCGACCUCAUCUUUUUCGAGAUAAUUUUUGUUGAGUGUUGAAGAGCGAAAAAAAUGCCUCAAUGUGCAGUAGCAACAUGUAGAAAUAGUCACCGACGUACUCGUGGCCGUCGUAUCCGUUACCAUCGAUUCCCCCAGAUACCGGAAGUACGUGCUAGAUGGGUACGCGCCUGCGGACGUCCACCCCUGUCUAAUGGCGAUGUACCAUUUAACAUACAGACAGCGCGUAUAUGCUCUUUACAUUUUACGAAUGAUUCGUAUGAGAAAGACAUGGAGCAUCUUGUUCUUGGACUUCCGGUGCGCAGUAGGCUGCGCAGAGGUGCUGUGCCAACAAUUGGGGUGCCUGUUAAUGUACAACCGGUGACGAAGAUGCUCGUUGAGGACGCCAAAAGGUCAAUUCUCAAGGUCACACAUGGAAAAUACGGAAAGGAGGGAAAAUAUGGGGAUGAGGGAAUUCACGAUGUUAACGAGGGAAUAAGAUACUACAGGAAAUUUGGGGAUGACGAUGGGGCAAUCUGUCAGCAGAAAUUUUCCAGUGAACAGCAGAAAAUGGCGGGCAUUGAUGUACUGCUUGCUCUUGGGCUCAAACCAGCAUCCCGUUUAAAUAAAAUGCACGCCAUGGACUGUGCAACAUCGAGUCCAUCGAGUGGUAAGCCUGAAAAACGAGAGGAUGAGUCCAGAAGGUCUCCAAAGGUGCCCCAGAAUCGACAGAAUGGUGCUGCUUUACCAGAGGAGACAGCCACCCCUACAGUAGUGAAGAAGGAGAAUCAAUCGGACGAUGAGACCACAGACACCAGAAAGAAGACGAGGAGUAAAGAGCGCAAGAGAAAAUCAACCGAGGAUCCAUUCUCCAAUUUUAAUCCCAAGAGAAUAUGUUUCGAGCAACGAGAGAGAUUUAUCGACUCUUUGGUUGGCUGCGACAGAAUCAGCGCUGAGGAACUGGCCACCAGGGCUGAUGAACUUCGUGCUGAGGUUCAGGCCCUGGACGAGUUGGCCCGUGCAAAGGAGAUGGAGUGGAACGAGAUUCUCUCCAUGAGGAAAUUGAAGGAAGAAGCCUACCUGCGAGUAGAGCGAAAGCGUCAAGUGAUGGGCUUCCUGGGGAACACAAACGGCCAAAUAGCAGAGAGCAUUCCCCCAGCGUCUCUCUCCCUGGCGCCAGACUGGGAGCCCCCGGCCCCUCCCCAGGAGCCCCCCGCCCCCACCGAGGCCCCGAAGGACUCCCCUCCUCCCGAGGAGCCCCCACCCCCAGUGAAAAAGUCCCCAGAGCGCCAGAUAAUUCCCCCAAAGUCCCAAAAUCGUCAGCUGACUGUUUCCCAAGUGUCAGCAAGACCUCCCCAGGAUCAGAAGCACCAGAAGAGAAUUCUGGACGUUCAGCUGGACGCCAGACAGAUUGGCGAGGGUAGACAGGGCCCUCUCCUCGAUGUACGAUCAGUAAUAGCUGAGCACAGACUUCGACAUCCUGAGACUGUUCCCAGAAGGGGCAGAAGAAUGAGAAAUUCCGUGAACAUUGGACUUGCUGCUGGUGGUGGCUUUGUCGAGACUAUUCACGACUCCAGACCCUCCAGCACAGACUCGUGCAAGUCUGGAUCAAAUCCUGAUGUUAAUUACAAAGAUAUUCACCUUCAAUUUGCCAAAUUUGCGAGACAACAGUCAGAGUCGAGUGGAACGAGUGUUAAAAAUCCACAAAAUUAUCCGGAUGUUACACUGCAUCCUGUGGCCUCGGGACCGGUGACUGGGACAACUGGGGGACAGAGUGGUAGUUUGCUGCAUGGGAUUUUGACGAAGAGUCACAGCCCCAGGCCCACUACAUUCUCACCGACUCUGGCGAAACUGCUGACUGCCCCUGAGAGGGAGAGGGGACAGGUACAGGUUGCUCAGAUGGUUCAGGGGUUCCAGGGCAACAGUGGGGUGUCCAUCAGCGAUCUCCUCAGUUCUUCUAAGGCUAGAAGAGAAAUCACAAUAACUCCGGUUGGAAACACUCCAAUCCAAUCUUCUCAUUCUAACAAUGUUAUUCAUGUGGAGGAUGUGGAAGAGGAUAACUCGUUAAUAGAAGAGAGAGACUCGAGACGAACCUCGUCCAGGGAGAAUCGAGAAGACAGGGAUACACCACCAAGGUGUCAAGGGUGCCAAGAACGUGCUGCACAGUUUGUGUGUGCUGGCUGUGGAAACCAGUGGUACUGCAGUCGAGAGUGUCAAGUCUCCGCCUGGGACGAGCACUCGGAGGUCUGUUCUGGCUAACAUUAAAUGACUUCUCAGUGACGUUUCACAUUCCCAAAAAUCAACGGAAAUAAUACUGCAGCUCAGAAACGUCGAUUGAAUAAUCUAGUCAAGAAUGAAAAAUGGGAGAAGUCAAAAACCCAAAACAAAUCAUAAUAAAAUUUGUAAAAAUAGUUUUUCACUCGACACUUACACAAUUAUAUUUUUUACGUAAUUGUCUGUGAAAGUUGAGGCUGAGGACCAUGAGAACAUUAAACAAAUGUUGAAAUCUCAAGACUUGACAAGGGCAGAGAGAAUUGUUCGAGGAACUUUUUGGGAUGAUUUUUCAAGAGGAAAAUGCCAAAAUUUUGUUACAUUAGAGUUUAAUUAAAUUUCCUCACUCGAGAUAUAGUAUAUUUCGUAACGAGCUAAAAAACAUUUUUUCACGAGUUACGAACAAUAUUUUUCAUCACAAUGU
Messenger RNA from Diachasma alloeum, 3760 nucleotides. RefSeq lists its product as uncharacterized. The transcript is spliced from 6 exons. The coding region runs from base 1141 to 3324 and encodes 727 amino acids. Lineage: Eukaryota; Metazoa; Arthropoda; Insecta; Hymenoptera; Braconidae. The record is from RefSeq and is a predicted model, not a curated record.